GCGAUGCGGAAGUGUCCUGAACUAUCUUGAACCUUGUUUGACGUGAGCGUUUGCACUUUGUGCUGCCGUUAUUCUGCAGAGAAUAAAACGAACCCGUGCGUUAGUUUGACCUCACAGUGCAGACGGGGGCUUGUGUGUUUGUGGUGCCGGUAUGUCGUCCAGCGGAGAAGCCGUGUUGCGGGCCUUGGAGACGCCGCUGUUUUGGCUCGGUGCUGUGACCGCGGCCUGGCUGUCCGUGUGCUCCGUGUACCGGCUGCUGUCCGGGCUCAGGGUGUGGGCGCUGGGCAACGGACGGCUGGUGUCCCCCAACCAACUGGGGAAAUGGGCAGUUGUGACAGGAGCUACAGACGGCAUUGGGAAAGCGUAUGCAGAGGAGCUGGCUCGCAAAGGCUUUUGCAUCGUGCUGAUCAGCCGCUCUCAGGACAAGCUGGAUGACGUAUCCAAAGCAAUUGCCAGCAAGUGCGGCGUGGAGACCAAAACGAUUUCAGCCGACUUCAGUGCCGUCGAUAUCUACUCUAAGAUUGAAGAUGGACUUGCAGGACUGGAGAUUGGUGUAUUGGUGAACAAUGUUGGAAUAUCCUAUUCUUACCCUGAAUUCUUCCUCAGUGUGCCCAAUCUCGACACUUUCAUCGACACCAUGGUCAACAUUAACAUAAUGUCAGUGUGCCAGAUGACCCGCCUCAUUUUACCGGGAAUGGUGGAGAGGAAGAAGGGGGCCAUCCUCAACGUCUCUUCUGCAAGCGGGAUGUACCCUGUUCCUCUGCUCACUGUCUAUUCUGCCUCCAAGGCAUUUGUGGACUUCUUUUCACGAGGGCUGCAAGCUGAAUACAAAAGCAAAGGGAUCAUCAUUCAGAGUGUUUUGCCAUUUUUUGUUGCGACCAAGCUGAGUAAAAUCCGAAGGCCUACGUUGGACAAGCCCAGUCCAGAGCGCUACGUUGCAGCCGAGCUCAGCACCGUGGGGCUUCAGACCCAGACCAAUGGCUACCUACCCCAUGCUAUAAUGGGUUGGGUGACUACAGCUCUGCUCCCAGCCAAGAUCCUCAACAGCUACGUGAUGGGGAUGGGCUUGUCCCAGCGCGCUCGUUACCUCAAGAAGCAGAAGCAGGGGUAGGCGGCUCAGCGGAGGCCGGGAGCUGCGGCGGCGGCAGACAGAGGGGACCAGCUGCGUUAAUGACUCGUCCGACUACCAUCAUCAUCACCAUGGACCGAGCGGAGAAAGUGUGACAGUUUCUGGGCAACAGUUUCCCUCCCUCUGAUAUUUCCAGUCAUAGAUGAUGUGCGGCCGUAUCUGAGCACAUAACUCAAUCCACACAGUACAAAAUAUUGAUCAAAGUGGUGCUCUUCGCUGAGUAAACAGCUUUAAUGGAUGAUACACUAACACGGAAACUAAAAUCAACUCCCAAAACUAAACGUCUGCAAAUUAACAGUGAAGUUUACAAGAGAAUGAGAAGCUAGAAUUUGUCUACGAGGCCUCUGUAUGUGGAUGUGGGACUAGCUUCACGCUAUUCAAUUAAACACUGGAGGAGGUAUUUACCUACAAAAGCACUUAUCAAGAUUUAUUGUGAAGGGGGGUGGAUUUUCGUCAAGCAUACCGAUAUUAAUAGCUUCCUUAAUUCCCCUUUUUCUAAUUUUCAAAGCGCAGAUUUCCAUUUUUUAUUUUUUUUUUUAUUAAUACUAACACAAAAUGAUUCAAGAACUUGGCUUUAUUUAGCUAGACAUUUCUGUCAUUAAACAGUCUUUUACCUGUAGGGAGAAGCUGUGUAUUAAAUAUUAAAAUGUGUAUUUUGUGUACAUGUUAAAGCGGUUAUGAAAGGAAUGACAAUGAAAAGGCUGUUUCCUUGUGUAUGUGUGACAGUGAGUACCAAAUGUACAAAAACAUUUCUUUGACAUUCUUCCUACCAAAUGUCAUGUUUAUUGUGUUCACAUGGUGUUAGUCUCAUUUCGUUUUUUAAUUCUGGGUUAGUAAAAAAAGAAAAAAGUACUUAUCAUUUCAGUAAUACUAACCGUUUAAGUGCAGCAGUCGAAGAGUAACUUCAGCUUUAAAGCUAGUGCUUUUCUCAAGGGCAGUGGCAUUAUCUUGGAUCCGUAUCAUUCAGAAUAGCCUGGGCAUCGUUGUUGUGUACUGACGAGAGAAAAUGACAUUCCAUUUGUCCUUCCAGCCAUCAAUAAAUAUGCUUUUUGAACUUCGACAA
Messenger RNA from Mugil cephalus (flathead mullet), 2192 nucleotides. It is a transcript of the gene hsd17b12b, whose product is annotated as hydroxysteroid (17-beta) dehydrogenase 12b. The record is from RefSeq and is a predicted model, not a curated record. Gene Ontology annotation, molecular function: oxidoreductase activity. The coding region runs from base 152 to 1111 and encodes 319 amino acids. Gene Ontology annotation, cellular component: endoplasmic reticulum. The transcript is spliced from 11 exons. Lineage: Eukaryota; Metazoa; Chordata; Actinopteri; Mugiliformes; Mugilidae.